AUGAAUUCAGCAAUGCCUCAGUGGGGCUGGCCAUCCGAUAUCCCAAAAGGCACGGGCUACUCCGAAGCCGACGCACCCGAGGCGUCACAAACCAGCAAUUCUGAGGGCCAUAGUCAUAGUCAGAAUGAGAAUCAAAACAACAGUCAAAAGCAGUCGCGACCUGAGCCAAAGCAGAAAUACUAUGGCCCACGAACAUGUCGCAUUUGUUUCGACGUUGUUCACCCUACAUUCGAGGAGCCUAACGUUAUGGGCGGGUUCAUGAACACAGCACCGCGACCUAUCUACAAAUCUGAAGAUCCUGACUGUGGACGGCUUAUUUCACCAUGCAAGUGCAAGGGUUCUCAGCGCUACGUUCAUGAAGGCUGCUUACAGGCUUGGAGAUAUGCCGACUCGACGGCCGAUCGAAAUUUCUUCGCGUGCCCGACCUGUGGCUACCAGUACAAACUUCAGCGACUGUCUUGGGCAAACCGUCUAUCAAGCGCUUAUGCGCAGAUUCUACUGACCAUCUUCAUAUUCAUCUUCUCGGUUUUCUUGCUUGGAUUCAUUGCAGACCCGAUUUUGAACCUUUGGAGUGAUCCAAUGGGCACCAUUGCUGAUACGGUUGCGAAUGUGCUCGACGAUAUUGAAGCCAUCAACGACCCAGAGCCCGAAGAGUCAGGAACCUGGUUGGAGCAUUUUCUCAAAGGUUUCUUCUCCCUUGGGUUGCUUGGUUUCUUGAAGUCCUUUCUUGCUAUGACACCAUGGCAAUGGUGGAAUCUUCGGUCCAGCGGACUCCUUGGUACCACCGGACGUCGCGGAGGAACAGGACGCGCGCGAGUUGAAAAUAUCAACCUGGGUCUCGUUAUGAUCGGCGCAGUUACCUUCAUGUGGGGUGUCUGGAAAGGAGUAAGGGCUCUCAGUGCGUCCGCCCUGCAGCGCGCAAGUGACAGGGUAUUUGACGUGGGUGGUGAUGAUGAUGACGAUGAAGACACCAAGCAGGACUAA
Messenger RNA from Colletotrichum truncatum, 984 nucleotides. RefSeq lists its product as uncharacterized. NCBI's taxonomy places the organism in Eukaryota, Fungi, Ascomycota, Sordariomycetes, Glomerellales, Glomerellaceae. The record is from RefSeq and is a predicted model, not a curated record. Gene Ontology annotation, molecular function: zinc ion binding.